CCACUGCGAGUCGCGUGAUUGUUCCAUGGCUGUGCUCCAAAGUUUCCAUGCCUUCGAGAAGGAAGGAUUCCUGCCCCUGACAGCCACUUGCCAAUCAUACCACCGCGCCCCCGCACAUCAACCGUAGUGCCAACGUGCCGGACUUUUCCAGCUCAUCCCAAUGUCCAUGUGACUUGCUGGCGGUGUGAUGCAUCUUUGUUCAUCGUCGCGCUUUGUCCAAUCGUUUCUUUGUUGCUGCUGUAUUCUAAGCGACCUCUCUCAUGCCUUGACUGUGUCUCCAGCGCCGCAUUCGGCCCUUGGGCAUCAGCGUCCUUUCGUAGCUCAUCGGGCGCAUAUCCGCGCUGCACGUAGCCCCGCCUGCUCUGAGCCACGCUCGAAACAUUUGCAAUCGAUGACAUGCAUGUACCCAUCACCCCGUACGAAGGCGUCAUGCCUGCACCUAUUCUGUCGCUGUCUUUAUGUGUGCUUCUGCAUUAAGCUUCUGCAUUGAGCCUUUCUGGCUGUCUGCGGCUCCAGUCGUGCUGCAAU
Molecule: messenger RNA, 528 nt
Organism: Alternaria alternata
Lineage: Eukaryota; Fungi; Ascomycota; Dothideomycetes; Pleosporales; Pleosporaceae
Exons: 2
Coding region: 188-490 (100 amino acids)
Source: RefSeq, a predicted model, not a curated record